GAGGCAUUUCGUCAUGUGUGAAGAGACAUCAUUUAUGCAAUGGUAUUUCAAUAGCUCACCAGUUCCACAAGAGAGCCAGUGACCCAAUAGGAAAGGGUGGUGCCGUGCACUGACAUAGUCCAUGCGCGUUCACGCUUAUAUCUGGAGUCGACUCAGCGGACAAGAAUCGAACGGAGCAGGUGUGCGCAUCUAGUUUGGAUUCAGGUCUCCUCUCUGUCAUCUCUGACUUUGAUGGACUUACUGUACAUGCGGAGCGUUAGUUCUUGACUGCGGGCUCUUGGUUCUGGUGGAUAACUCCAUAUGCGAGUUUAUUGCUCAGGGUGAAAGUGUCCUUCUUCAGAACACAGUUCGGUGGAGAUAUUCAGCAUGAAUACAGAUGCCUGGCGUUCACAUAGUGUGUCUGAUGAUUUGAGGAAUGGAGACUCCAUGACUGCUAAAGGCUUUCGUAAUGUCAGACCCAACCUGCAAGACAAGAAAUCUCCCAUACCGUUUCUCCCCUUCUUCUUUGCAGGACCUCUCAAGCUCCAUCAGGUUGGAUGGGGAGAGUUGGUGCACAGACUUUUUCAGAUCUCUCCAGAGAUGUUCAAUCGGGUUCAAGUCUGGGCUCUGGCUGGGCCACUCAAGGGCAUUCACAGAGUUGUCCCAUGGCACUCCUUUGUUAUCUUGGCUGUGUGCUUAGGGUCAUUGUCCUGUUGGAAGAUGAACCUUCACCCCAGUCUGAGGUCCAGCGCGCUCUGGUUUUCAUCAAGGAUGUCUCUGUACAUUGCUGCAUUCAUCUUUCCCUCGAUCCUGACUAGUCUCUCUGCCUGCCGCAGUCCCUCAUCCCCACAGCAUGAUGCUGCCACCACCAUGCUUCACUGUAGGGAUGGUAUUUGCCAGGUCCCACUGCCGCCCCCUCGGAGAGAGAGCUGUCACGUGAUUCCUAACCCCCCCUCUUACAUCUCCCUCCAAAUGCUCCCAGACUCCUCCCUCUCUCUCUUACAGAGUGAUGAUGUUGUUACCACAGACUCUUAUGCCAUAAAAUCUAGUGCCACCUCCUCAUACUGCUCCUCCAAGACCAACCGAACCUCCACUAUCACAUCCAGAGAUGCCUUCGAGGAGUCCCCCCUCUCCCAACAGGCUAAUGCUAAUGCUAACAGUUUUAUCACCCAGAUUCUGGAGAGCAAAUUGUCCACAUCAAAAUUCACCACUGACCACCUGAAUGCAGACUCGCAGGCUAAUGCUAACAAGAUAACUAUAAAUAAAACUGACCCAAAGUCUAAAACUAAGCCAUUCGCAAAAAUUACAUACACUAGUACACUUCCCAUUCCUCCACAGCAAGACUCCACUGGCACUUCAGAAACACACGUAGCCUCUCUCUCCAUCCAGUUCGCUCCCCGCACUCCAGAACCCCAAUCAGUGACCCAGUCAGGGUGUGAGACUGAAUCCAGGACAAAUGCACUGGACCCAGCUGACUCCAUGCCACCCUCUCUUGUACCACCAAGACUAGCGGGCAUUUUGGUGGGUCAGAUUGCAGUGAAUGGAAGCUCUCGCUCUCAAAGACACUUCUCUCCUCCUGCAUACCCUCCUUCUCCCCCAACCCUCAGCCCAGGCCUGGUAAAAGUCCGGCAGGGUUGGAGUUCAGAGGGUUCAGAGAAAUUCAAAAGAGAAACUGUGGUGUCUGGUCAGACAGUGGUCAGUAGCUCUGUGCCCAUGGCUCGUUUCUCAGAGGAAGAGAAGAGGAUGUCCAUCAUAAAAGCGCCUCAUUACGAAGGCAUUGGUCCAGUGGAUGAGUCAGGCAUUCCCAUUGCCAUUCGUACGACUGUGGACAGACCCAAGGACUGGUACAAGACCAUGUUCAAACAGAUCCACAUGGUUCAUAAACCAGAUGAUGAUUAUGCAGACACAUGUAAUGCGACCUAUGCCAUCAUAAACAACGACAACUACAACCCUGUCCAUGCCCACCCGCCACCUCGAACACACACCUACCGGCCUCUCUCUCGAAAUACCUCAGAAACGGCAGACGGUGCCAUCCACAGAGAGCUCACGCCAUCACCCGUGCCCCCACCACCCCCUCCAAUGCCCUCACUCCUCCAGCUUCGCUCUCGAGACAUGGACAGAGAGAAAGAGCUCUCACACGACCCAAAUGAGUGGGGUCCUCUAGAUCGUAAAGUGGACACGCGUAAAUACCGGGCAGAACCACGCAGCAUCUUUGAGUAUGAGCCAGGCAAAUCCUCCAUUCUUGAGCAGGAAAGGCCCUCCUCCCUCUAUCUCUUGCCUUCAGAACGGCCUGACAGACCCUCAAGUCCUGCUAGUGACUAUAGGAAAAGGCGAAAGUCAGAGCCAUCUUUCACUCAAGCCAACACAGAAAGUGAACAGAAUGCCUGCCCACUGGACUCCCAUAAAGCACAGACAUUGAAGAAGCCCACUAUACAUUCCUCUCCCUCCUCGCCAUCCAGAGUCAAAGACGCUAGUGAGUCCCUCUCCUCUUGUGUGAGCUCUCCAGGUAUGGAGCACUCAUCCUCUCAUCUCUCCUCUUACACCCUCUCGCUCUCUACACCAACCUGGCGAAGCUCCAAACGCUCCAUCUGCUUUAAGAAUGGUUGGCAGACACGUCAACCAGAAGCUGGAGAGUCUUGGAGCAGCGCUGAUGACGAAUCUGUCAUGGCCCAUUCAUCACCACGGCUCAAAUCACAGAGCUGUGAUGAUCUUUUGUCUGAUGGACAUGGUGCUAGUAAUGACAGGAGAGCAACCAAUUCUGUGACUACCACUCGCUCUGAAAGUGCGGGUUCUUUGCUCGAUGAAGGUGCUACAGAGCAGCCUCAAGUAAAAAGUCUUACCUCAUCCUCCAGGGGGCAUCGACAUCAUAGACACAAGAUGGCACAUGAUGCACCAGGUUUUCUACAGCUUUACAAGAAGAUGCACCACAUUGACAGAGAACAGCUGUUGCCCUCAGAUGUGAUUCGCUCAGUACGUGCGCGAAUCCUUGAACUCGAACGGCAACAUCAGCAGCAGAGGCACAGACACCAUGGUUGGGCACCUUUCGGUCACGAGGUACCACAACAAAUGGUUCCCGACCGCAUAUCUGCAUAUGAGCAGCUCAUCCAGAAAUCAAAGUCCAUGCCAGACCUUGGAGAUGAAAAUGCCCCUCAGGCACCACUACUCCAGGGUCAUCAAGAGCCAGGCUGUCCCAAGCGCCGCUUUUCUGUUGAAUCACUUUUGGAAGAGGAAGAUCCUCCAGAAAGGGCAAGGAGUCCUCCUGAGGGACAGCCAAGACUGGGAAAAGACAGCAAUAGCCUGGUGCCAAUCCUUGUGAAGAACCAACGGCAGCAUCAAGAUUACUCAGACAGUGAGCAGGAUGCCUGUGCCUCAGAAAUGAGUGACAUCCACUUAGAGGGAUCGUCAUUAUACAGUGAGAGCGACCUGGAUCAUUGCUCUCUCACCUCAUCAGAAAGCUUCUACGGUUCUGGGCAACAUCACCAUUAUCACCAUGGACACCGUUACCACCGUCACCACCACCUGCACCAGAGUGUAGGUCAGAGUCAAGGUUACCAACACCGCCACCUCAUCAGCUCCUGUAAGGGUCGCUGUCCGGCCUCUUAUACGCGAUUCACCACCAUGGUAAAACAUGAGCGCCAACAGGAAAGGGCUCUGCAAGACUCCUGCCCUGUCAUUACACAUCCACUAGCCCAACAGUCACCCAAUGAAUCAAGCCUUUCCAAACUGGCCUUCCUGGUCAGCCCUGUGCCCUUCCGCCGGAAACGAGGCUCCCCGCCCUCCCAACGACGACACUGCAGAGGCGGACGGCCCAAAUCCAAAACCGCAAUUUAUGAGGCUUUAGAUGCUGCUUUGCGGGACAUUUAUGAUCACAUAAGGGCGGAAAAGGGGCAAUUACCUGCAAGGUUGUCAGAUGAUAGCAUAUUGCGGCGGAUACUGGAGGAGUUGCUACCAGACGUGCCCAAGCGCAGCUCCUCAUUGAGGGCUCAGACAGGGUCUGGCUUCCCCUCCUCCUCUCACCACCUCCACCAGCCUUACCAUGGAGCCCACCAUUGUGCCUCCUACCAGCAGCAAUGCCAUCAUGCAGACGCCGCCAACAACAACCAGCACACUAAUGCUAAUGAACACUUCGAUUCAGAUCAGGGCUCUGAUACAGGUCGUCUCACACCACAGAGCAGAAGACCCACACCAGAAAGAGAGAAACAGUCUGCCAGGGCAAUUUAUGAUUUUAAAGCUCAAUCUGCCAAGGAACUUUUUUUUAAGAAAGGUGAUGCAGUGAACAUCAUCAGACAGAUCGACAGCAAUUGGUAUGAGGGGGAACACGGAGGACGGAUUGGAAUUUUCCCCAUCUCAUAUGUGGAGAAGGUGGCAUCUCCAGAGCGGAGGCAGCCAGUCAGGCCUCCUCCCCCAGCCCAGGAUCGAGAGAUGGGAGAGGCCAUAGCUCGAUACAACUUCAAUGCUGACACUAAUCUGGAGCUUUCUCUAAGAAAGGGGGAGCGAGUAAUCUUGUUAAGGAAGGUGGAUCAGAAUUGGUACGAAGGAAAGAUUCCUGGCUCAAACAAGCAGGGCAUUUUCCCUGUAUCCUAUGUCAAUUUGAUCAAGGGCUCUCCAUCCAAGUGCCCCAGUCACCAAGGAGACACGCACACAUACAGUGCACAGAAGAAAGGGAUGCAGGAUGCCCUGCAAUCAGGUGGUGACCCGUUCCAAGCUUUGUACAACUAUGUGCCUCGUAACGAAGAUGAGCUGGAGCUAAGGGAAGGGGACGUUGUUGACGUCAUCGAGAAAUGUGACGACGGCUGGUUUGUGGGUACCUGUCGAAGAACCAGGUUAUUUGGAACGUUCCCAGGAAACUAUGUUAAACCGCUUUAAAAAGAAGAAACAGUGGCACAACCAAGGCCACCUCACCUUUAAGAAAGUGUGUGUGUCUAGAUGUAUGUGUGUGUUCACAAACAAAACAGUUUUAUCUCUGCCAUUUCUGCACAGAAAAAACACUGACAUUUAUUUUACUUUGAGCACUUUGAUUUUUGUGCCAUCACACGUUCUCCUGGCUGUUUCUUUUUCUGAUAUUCUGACAACAGCACAAUAAUUCAUGUUUUUCUUAUUCUUAAGGCAAUAUGUUAUUUUCCAGUAUGAGGUAGUUUAUUGUUAGGAAGGUAAGGAUUCAGACAGCCAUGGUAUUGAGUGAGGUCAUCAGAUCUGUAUAAAUGUGACACUGAGAGCACUCAGACAUCAGUGUUGGACUGAGUGUGUAUGUAUAUGUACAGUUUGUGUGUGUGUGUGUGGGUGUGUGGGUGCGUGUGUUUGUGUGGAGUAAUAGUAUAAGGUUAACAGCUAUAGUGAUCACUGAUAAUAGAUGAUAAUUGGUCAUUUUAUUUAAAUGAGCUAAAGUUUAUAUUGUGGACAAUAGUUUGCUCUUGUGUAGCCAAAAUAAGAACAGGACACAUUACCCUUAUUCACAUUACUUUUAUAGAUAAUGAUACUUUUCCCAUAAACAUUUUUACAAAAUAUCAGCCAUGGAGCAGUUUACUGUUUAAGUGCCAAUCAUUUACAUAGGAAAAUUGUCAUAUUAUGAGUGCAUUGUAAGUAUUUAUAGAAGUUGUCACUAGGAAGAAAGUGCACUGACAUUCUGAAAGAUAAAUAUGCUUUUGUGGAAUAUGGUAACAUAAAUAUUUAAUUAAUGAACAUGUUUUCUAAUAUUUACUUGAGAAUAUUGUGAACAUACUGAGUUCUAGAACUGUAAAUCAGCUGUCAGUUAGCCACUUGACAUUUAAAAAGUAAUAAACCAUACAUAAACUACUAAAUAUUAAACUGUUGCUUGAUUUAGAAAAUAAUGGCAACAAUGCUAAUAACAAAGUGAGACUGCUAUAAUGUUUCAUUUUUUAAACUCAAGUUACAUUAAUUCACUAAAUUGAACGUAAAGGUCAAUUUUCUCAACAUUCCUGUCACUUUUUUCUUUGAUAGUUUUAUCAUAGUUAUUUCCCUCGAUGUCUGCAACUUCUCUGCCACAUUCCGUGUGAGAUUCACUCUUAAAAAAUGGAUUCAAAUAACACCAUAGAGAGAGCUGUUUUUAGGUCUUUGAUGAAUGUUAAAGUUAGUCAUAUGCUUGUUUGAAAUUUGAGUCAGUUCAUUUAAAUUAUGAAGGAUGCGGAUAUCAGUAUUUUCCGCUCUAAAUGUAUCACCUGUUUUCUCAUCCAGAAGCAUAUAGUUUGUGUUGCAUUGGCUUUUACGUGUACAAAUAUUCAGAGUGUGUGUGUGUGUGUGUGUGUGUGUGUGUGUGUGUGAGCGUGAGCGUGUAUUUAUCACUUUGUGGGGACCAAAUGUCCCCAUAAGGAUAGUAAAACCCGAAAUUUUUGACCUUGUGGGGACAUUUUGUCGGUCCCCAUGAGGAAAAAUAAAUCAUACUAAGUUAUGUUUUUGGAAAAUGUAAAAAUGCAGAAAGUUUUCUGUGAGGGUUAGGUUUAGGGGUAGGGUUAGGUUUAGGGGAUAGAAUAUAAAGUUUGUACAGUAUAAAAACCAUUGUCUAUGGAAAGUCCCCAUAAAACAUGGAAACACUACGUGUGUGUGUGUGUGUGUGAGAAUUUCACUGACAACAAUCUUAAAGCACCUUAAACAUUUAUUUGUUCUGUUUUUUAUUUAAUCACAACGUUUGUAUUUUCUAGCUCCACUUCUGUGUUGGCUAACAAAACUUUGUAUGACCUUUUGUAUUGUAUUUAUAUACAAUUCCACCCGCAUUAUAAAGUCCUUACUUUCUCAAUCAACAUCUUAUUUUGGCUUCUUUCAGCUUUUUUAAAUGCUUUUAUAAUUCAUCACAUGUGCCAAAUUUAUUGUACAAAUCCAACCUCUCUAUAGUUCAAGAUUUUUGGACUAAUAAAAGGACUUCUCUUCGCACAGGGAGGAUUCUCUUGCACAUUCUUGUCAAACUGGAGUAAGGACACAUGUUUUUUUUGUUUGUUUGAUUUUUUCUCAUCACUUUUUGCCUUUGUUACAGCCACAAACUACUCUCCUCUACUAAAGACAGUGGAUUUUUUGGAGGAUAUUUUUUUACUUUUCCAGUAUAGGCUUUUGACUGAACAACAUGUUAUUUAAUGUGUGUUUUGGUAAAAUGGUGAGCUUGAGUGAUCUAGUGUAACUUGCUCAGUUUCAUAUAAAGCUUUCUCUCUUUAUCUCUCUCUCUCUCUCUCUCUCUUUCCCUCUAUCUGUCUCUAUCUCUCCCCUUCUUUCUCCCCCUCUGUCUCUGCUCUUUUGUUUUGUUCUAUAUCCAAUAAAUUUCUGCUUAGUAAUUUAAGCCUAUGACUAUUUAUUGCCACUAGGUCUGAUAUAACUCUUGGAUUGUACUUUAGAUUAUUAUUUUUAGAUUAUUAAUUGCACAGGCAUAUCCCCUACAAAGUACUGUGAUGGUAUCAGAUGGUGUAACCAUGGUAUUAGCAUAAUACUCCAAGGUACUUCAAAGCAUACCGUGGAAUUACCAUGGUCCUAAACAAUGGUAAUACCAUGGUACUUUUAUGUAGGUUUUCUUUUGUGGAGUUUUUGUAAUACCAUAUCAACUUUGCACACACAGGUUUCUUUAGAAAGAGCUUGCAGCAGCUGAAAACAAAGAGAUAUGAAGAUUGGAUUUACUCUGUGACUAUUAUUUUGUUUGGCCAUAUCCCCAAAAUAUUUUCUGGAAU
Xyrauchen texanus (razorback sucker) is the source of this 7643-nucleotide messenger RNA. It is a transcript of the gene sorbs2a, whose product is annotated as sorbin and SH3 domain containing 2a. Lineage: Eukaryota; Metazoa; Chordata; Actinopteri; Cypriniformes; Catostomidae. The record is from RefSeq and is a predicted model, not a curated record. Gene Ontology annotation, molecular function: protein binding. Gene Ontology annotation, cellular component: plasma membrane.